AAGACUAACAAAAACAUAACAUUUGCAUUUUGGAACAUAAAACAGCAAACUUAAUGAACUACUCCGUCCAGCACUAGGCAUAAUGGGAAAUGUGGGCCGUCACUACAAUGUUUUAGUACAAAGCUUAAUUUUGAUCCUCUCCCGUUUGCCAUUUGUGUUUUUUUAAUAUAGGUUGGCACUAAAAAGUUGGGUGUUGAAAGACAAAGUUGUUGGCAGGUUUGCCACCAAGAAGGAGAGAGAGUAUGAAGUUUUAAUAAGGGACCAUGAUAUGCACAAAGUCUGUUAACCUGUUCGGUAGAUUGUUUUGUUCUAUUGAGGAUGGUGGAACACACAAAUGGACUAACGUUAGCCUACACUAAACUAGGCCUACAGCAGGCUGAGCAGGAACAACAAUUUGUGAGUGAAACAGCCAUAAUCAGUCUUUAUAAACUAAAGUUUUGGUUAUGAAGAAAUCAGUCAGAAUGUUAGAUUAAUCUGUUGUUUAACUCCAUGUUUACCGCAUCUCGCACCUUUCUGUGCCACUGCCUGUGGUGUUGUAGUCUUUUAUUUUUGAAUAGGCCUUGUAGUGCUGUAGACUGCUGUGUCUAUUUUAUGUUUGAAUAGGCCUUGUAGAACCCUACUGAGUUUGUGCCGGUUUAUUAUUAUUAGGGUUCAAUCCGUGAAGCAAUUGUCCCAAUAUUAGGAAAUGAAAAAAAACCCCUGACAUUCGGAAUACUUUCGAAUGGGCAUGCCAAAUGUCCUGACCCAAAUAGCAGCAAUGUUUCCAAAUGGCCACAGACAUAAGGGAUAUGAAAGGUCAAAAGGCCACAUCCAGUGCAUUUCAUUGGAUCUCGGCCCUUCAUACUCCUUUAUAAAGUUGCACCCUUUUCUCACUGAAAGUUGGAGUUGCAGUGAUUACCUGACUGAAAUUUGAUGGUUGUAGGUUCAUGUUAAGGUGCCUAAAAAGCUGCACAAAGGUCAUAAGAUUGCCAGGUACCCCCAAAUGUCCCAACGGUUGUGAUUUACAAUGCUUAAAGGGGGCCCACUUAUGUAGGUGCAAUCAGUUAAUUAUGGAGAUCAGAAUUAUCAAAAAUAAUUAUAAAUAAUGUUAAUUUAUAAAGGGCACCACUCUUCUUAAAGAAGAGAAAUGAUUGCCAAUUAAUUGACUGAGUCUCACUAAACUAUCAAUUUGAAAUUCAAAUUAUGUGGUAGUCAGCCACCUUAUCCUCCCCAGCCCCGUGUUCUCUGUUGUUCUCUCCUACCCCGGUGUGUCUCCUCGAAUGUCCCCAACUUGUCUCUGGAUGUGUGAGUGUGUAUGUGUGUGUAUGUCUCCUGGUCUGGCUCCUGCUGCUGAUCACUAGCAUACCUGUCUACAAUCAUCCAUCAGUCUCCACAGCUUAAAUACCAGGCUCUCCCACAACACCAACGCCAGAUCGUCCACGUACAGUUGUACGACCACUACGUCAAGGCUCCUCAGACUUACUAAGUUAAGUACUCUUUGCUAGUGUGUUUUUGCCUCGUUUUUUUAUCCUGUUUUUGCUCUGCCUCACAUUUAUCCUGUGAUCACAGUUCCUGUCUUUGUCUGGUUUCCUGACAGCCUGCCUGCCUGUCUCUCCAGCCAUUCCACCUUGCCUGUCUCCAACUACUCCACCACGGAGCCAGACCCUUUGCAUCCAACCUGCUCCAUGAUCUUGGUUCUGCUGACGGUCAGUCUCCACAGGCCAGCCCAGGUCUACACGGUACCACCUACACCUCGCCUCAUGGACUAAUCUGCCUGUCCAGAUCCCCGUGGCGUCUAAACCAACUCAGACAGUGUUGUUGUGUUCUCGGGUGUGGACAUCAUUGGAAAAUGGCCAGGUGUCUUCUUGGCCCCUGGGGCCCCCAGUGGAGGAGACAGUGCUGCACUACAGCUGUCUCCCUGGCUUCAUCCUCAUGGGCCGAAACUCAACACAGUGCAAUAAGAUGGGCAAGUGGGACAUGCCCAAACCUGUGUGUCACUAUGAUCGGCACUACAAAGGCAAGAAGAAGCUCUACAUCGGAGCCCUCUUCCCCAUGAGUGGAGGCUGGCCCGGUGGACAAGCCUGCCUCCCCGCCGCUCAGAUGGCUCUGGACCUGGUGAAUAAGAGGACCGACAUACUGCCGGACUACGAGCUGGAGCUGAUACACUACGACAGUAUGUGUGAUCCAGGGGAGGCCACCAAGUUGCUGUAUGACCUUCUGUACACAGAGCCCAUUAAAAUUGUGCUGAUGCCAGGCUGCAGCUCUGUGUCCACACUGGUGGCCGAGGCUGCUCGUAUGUGGAACCUCAUAGUGUUGUCAUAUGGCUCCAGCUCUCCGGCUCUGUCCAACCGCCAGCGUUUUCCCACCUUCUUCCGCACUCAUCCGUCUGCCACGCUGCACAACCCCACUCGAGUGCAGCUCUUCCAGAAGUGGAAAUGGACCAAGAUUGCCACCAUUCAGCAAACAACAGAAGUUUUUACAUCAACUCUGGAUGAUCUAGAGGAGAGGGUGAAGGAGGCAGGCAUUGAAAUCAGCGUUCGUCAGAGCUUCCUCACGGACCCUGCUGUGGCUGUCAAAAACCUCAAGCGCCAAGAUGCCAGAAUUAUUGUUGGCCUGUUCUAUGAGACGGAGGCCAGGAAGGUCUUCUGCGAGGUGUACAAGGAAAAGCUGUAUGGGAAAAAGUAUGUGUGGUUCCUCAUUGGUUGGUACGCAGACAACUGGUUUAAGAUCAAGGACCCAUCCAUUAACUGUACUGUGGGGCAGAUGACGGAGGCUGUGGAGGGUCAUGUGACCACUGAGAUUGUCAUGCUCAACCCAGAGACGGUGCGAGGAGCCUCCAACCUGACCUCCCAGGAGUUUCUAGCCCAGCUGAUGUUUAAACUCGGGGGUAAAAAUCCAGAGGAGACGGGCGGUUUCCAGGAGGCCCCGCUGGCCUAUGACGCCGUGUGGGCUCUAGCCCUGGCCCUCAACAAGACCGUAGGGCCCCUAAAGGCCAAGGGUCACCGGCUAGAAGAUUUCAACUACAACAACCGAGAUAUCACAGCUGAGAUCUACCGAGCCCUGAACACUAGCUCCUUCGAAGGAGUUUCAGGUCAUGUUGUAUUUGACGCUCAAGGUUCUCGAAUGGCCUGGACUCUUAUUGAACAGCUUCAAGGAGGGAGCUAUAAGAAGAUUGGAUACUACGACAGCACUAAAGGCAAUCUGUCCUGGUAUGGGAAUGACAAGUGGAUAGGCUCAGGACCCCCUGCAGACCAGACAGUGGUCAUCGAGGAGUUCCGCUAUCUGUCUCAGAAGCUCUUUGUGUCUGUGUCUGUCUUUGCUGGGUUGGGAAUACUGCUGGGAAUUGUCUGCCUCACCUUCAACAUCUACAACAGCAAUGUCAGGUACAUUCAGAACUCUCAGCCAUACCUUAACAACAUGACUGCAGUGGGCUGCAUGAUGGCUCUGGCUGCUGUCUUCCCUCUGGGCAUCGAUGGCCUUCAUGUCCAGAGGAGGCAGUUCCCCGUCGUCUGCCAGUUUCGCCUGUGGCUGCUCGGUCUGGGUUUCAGCCUCGCAUAUGGUAGCAUGUUCACCAAGAUCUGGUGGGUCCACACCGUCUUCACCAAGAAGGAUGAGAAGAAGGAUAAGAGGAAGCAGCACCUCGAACCAUGGAAGCUCUACACUACUGUUGGUGUUCUGCUCAGCAUCGAUAUCCUAUCUCUCAUGAUCUGGCAGAUUGUGGAUCCUUUACAUAUCACAGUGGAGAAAUUUACCAGAGAAGCCCCCAAAGGAGACCUGGAUGUUUUGAUCCAGCCUUUACUGGAGCACUGCAGUUCAGAAAAGUUGAACACCUGGCUAGGUGUGGUGUAUGGUUAUAAAGGCUUACUGCUGCUGCUCGGCAUCUUCCUGGCCUAUGAGACCAAAUCCAUCUCCACAGAGAAGAUCAAUGACCACCGAGCUGUGGGAAUGGCCAUCUAUAAUGUUGCUGUGCUAUGUAUGAUCACAGCUCCAGUCACCAUGAUCCUGUCCUCCCAGCAGGACGCCUCCUUCGCCUUCGCCUCCUUGGCCAUUGUCUUCUCGGUCUACAUCACCCUAGUGGUUCUUUUCGUACCCAAGAUGCGACGUCUGAUCACGAGGGGUGAGUGGCAGUCAGAUGCCCAGGAGACCAUGAAGACCGGCUCGUCCACCAAUAACAACGACGAGGAGAAGUCCAGACAGCUGGAGAGAGAGAACAAGGAGCUACAGAAGAUCAUCCAGGAGAAAGAAGAGCGCGUCUCAGAGCUGAGAAACCAGCUGUCUGAGCGACAGGCUCUGCGAUCGAGGAGAAGAGCCUCUACUGUUACCAAUCAGAACCACAGCUGUCCCCCCCUCGCCAUCCCCCAGAGUGACCCCAGGUCCCUGGCCCCUCCUCCAGGAUACCCCGCUCCCACCUCUGAUCCCCACCCCAUCUCUCCGUCCUUCGCCAACUCGUCCAACCUCUACCAGCCGGACAGCAAGAUCAGCCGAAAUAACUGCCACGCCAGCCGGCUGCAGCUGCUGUACAAGUGAGAUGGUGGUGAACAUCGGGAUGAGGACAGUAAUGACAUUCAUAGCUAAAUAGAAAUGAAGAAAAUGAAGUACAAACAUGAGUUUGAAUAAUAAAUCAGUAUCUGUUGGAGGAGCUGACUCCAAAACUCAUUCCACCGAUCAGCAGAGGCUGGAGGAUAUCCAGUGGGAAGGUUCAUAUCAAAGAAAAUUCAGAGGAAUUAAGUUUCCACUUGUUUCACUCUUUCCGAGAUUUUUCUCUUCUCUCAGAGAAAAAAAGAUGUACAUACAUCUUGUUAAUUAUACAAUUUUGCAUCUGUGACCUGCCAGUGAUUUAUCAUGUGCCAUCUAGAGUUUGAGAAAAAAACGCUCAGACUUGACUGUUCACUAAGCCCUGGCCCCGUUAGCUAGAAUUGCUAACCUGUCAAGCUUUCCAUUGUAACACUGCACAUAAUGCAGUUUACAAUGGUGGCAGAUUUACAGAAAAGUCUAAACAAAAAGUCUUCUCAUUUUUGCCAUUGAUUUUGUCAGCUGAAAUGACAUCUGUCGCUGGCAGAUUUCAUUAGAUGAUUUAUUUGCUAAUUAACGUUAGAUCCAUGAGUUGGUUGAAAACUCGGUCUCCAUCUGACUCAUUUUAAAACGAGAACCCAGGGUCUUUAAUAUGCACAUGUUGGCUACAUACAUGAUAUUGUGCUAAAAGACCUGCAUAAACACGACAAAAAGAAACUGUGUAAUUCUCAAAGCAUACAUUUGGCGCAAAAUGUGCCCCAGUUUACACCAGCGCUAAUAGCCACACGCAGUUAGAGUGAAAUUAUUAGCGUCUUCAGAGAGUUAUAAAUGGCCGUCACAUCCACACUUUCCAGUGAUCAUGGCAGCAGUGAUUGUAGCCAGGCGAAGCAACAGCGCAUCACAGUACAUCUCACUGUAUGCGCACAGGUGGCACAGAGACAGCAGGCCUCCAAUACCUGAUAUUCACCACGAGGGAAUGAAACUGUAAAACAACAUAAAACCUGCUGCUGUGAGUAACGGAGACGCUGGUUAUGCACUGUAACAGUCCAGCAGAGUAGGAGAGAAAACAGCCCCCCCAAAUAACAAUCACUACAUACAGUGAGUCAUAGAAAAAUAAGAGACAUCCUGCAGAUAGAAACAAAUGAAAGAGCAGACGGAGUUAUUAGAUCAUUUGAAUACUUAUAAUUCGAAUAAGUUCUCUUUCCACAUGAGUGGAAAGUAGGCUAUUGUUCUUGCAACUGCAUUUGUAACAUUUUUUGACUUGACAUUGCUUAAACGUCAUGUGAUCUGCUACUUCAGUACACCUUAACAACAAAUAUUACUACAGAGAACUGCAGAUGAACAUUUAACAGACGCGAAACAAUGGCAAAUUGCACUCAGCUGCAAAACUUUAUGGGCAUGUUUGCACUGCAAUAUCAUUAGCGCAUUGUCUUUUGUGAAUCAGACCUUGAGACGGCGCAGGUAGCGGUUGCAAAUGAUGCGCAAUUCAUGGUGCUAUCAGCGGCCACAGUUCAUUCUUCGAGAAUUCGCCCCAGAGACUAAACGAUAGCAUGAUAAAGAAAAUGUAAGAUCAAACAUUUAUUUCGUUCUAACAUUGAUAGAUUUGUUUUAUAAUUUAUAGUUCAUAUUUUCAAACAGUAUGUUUCACUUUUACAGGUGAAAAGACUUUGAGGAUGAAAACUAACUAAUGGGUUUGGCAAACUCGGGUAAUACUAUCUGUGGUCAAGUGUUGGGCUGGAGUGUAAACCUCCACAAAUCCAAAAGGGGCACAAGAGCACUGCUAACGUUAGCCUAAACUCUGAUAUAGUUGCCUUCAAGACCAGCUCCCACACUGUGGAUGUUCCAUGCCUGAACGGGACUUUUAAUGUUAUCUGUAUCUGUUUCAAAAUAAUGAAGUUGACAAAUGACUCUUGGCCUUGGACAUAACGCUAGGUUACUACUGUAUGUAGUAAGCCGUUAUAGCAGAUAAACACACUGUGUGUAUUGAGCUCUAUUAAGAACAAUACUAGGUAUCCAAAGCACUUGUAGGGCGGUGUCUUUUUAACCUUCCGAAACCAAAAACACAUGAGCUAAAGUGUAAGGAAUGAAAUAUAGUGUUUGUGUAGCUUUAGUCUCAGUCUUCUUGAUAUCAUGUAUGUAGCCUUGAAGUGCAUAUUUAAGAACCCUUUAAACAUGGCUCUCAUUUUAAAAUGAGACAGCUAGAAACAAUUAAGUCACUGACUUAGUGUUAAUUAGCAAGCUAUAGCUGAUAAAAUCUGCUAGCAACAGUUGCUAUGUCAGCCGACAAAAUCUACGAUCAUUGACUAAAAUUAGAAGCUUCUUUCAUUUGCUUAUAUGUGAAAUCAAAGACUCAUCAUUUAAUAAAUUACUAAGAAUUUUGAUGGUAAAUCUGCUUACAUUAUCAUUGAAAACUGCAGUGCUAGAAACAAAAGCUCGACAUGCGUAUCAACAGUGACUAAUAGGGAGGGUCAAUUGGUGACCAAUAUAUUAUGGCAAAGCAUUUCUCAUAUCUGUCACAGUAUUGCCUCCUAGUGUGUUUAGAUGCUAUGUACUGUAUUAAGAGGCUGGACAAAAGGACAGACUUCAUGAGAAGUGAUGCCAGUUUUGUGACAAAGUAACUGGUUGUGUCCAUUACAUAGUCAUUUUAGCUCCUCUUGUUAAAUGUUUGAUAGUGGUUUUUACAUUGUCUCUGUUCAAAGAGACUGCUGAGUCAUUGUACAUAGUUGUGUGUGUUCAUGCUAAACCCUCACUGUGGAUGAACUCGGUUCUAUUUACUGUAUCAAGUGUUGUGACUGCACUCAAGAGCUGAAGGAGCAUUACAUGAGGCUAAAAGCAUCCAUUCAAACACCUUUAUCUGUUUAAUGUUGGCUGCAGCUGUGUCCAGGUGUUUACGUUUCCUUUGGACAAGACAGAUAAAUACCAGAAAUGAAAUGCAAUGGACAAGCUGUCAACUGACAAGGCUUAAAUGUCAGAAUUUUUUGUAUGUAAUAUGUAAUAUUUUUGAAGUUGUUCUCCGGGAGCUAAAUUCUUUUCAUGUCUAAAUGAAAUGUCCAAAGCAUAUCUUGGUGCAUGUUGCUGCAUGUUUAAAAGAUUUGUUUCUGGUUGAGAGAACAAAGAAAACAUUGCAGAACAGACUGGUACUGGUUGAUAUCGGUGGCAGCAGGUGUGGAAUUUGAAUUUGGUGAAUCUGAAAGUGACUGUAACUUAAAAUUAUAUAUGAGGUUCGUAAAUAAUUUACUAUAUAUUUUAUAUUUGCAUGUAAGCUUUUGAAAUUAGUAAAAGAAAAACUUGUUUUUUUAAAAAAACAGAUAUGGAUUGAACAGAAGGUUUACUGAGGUAAAACAAAGCAGCACUGAUUCAACCUACAUUUUGAAAACCUUUUGAACCAUCAGCACCUUUCUGUCUUUUAUUUGGGGCACCAAACAAAGUCACCUCAGUUUUGCCUUUAUUUAGAAAGAGAUCAUUCUGGCACAUCUGGUCAUUAAUUUGUUAAGGGGACUAAAAUAAGCCAGUGAAAAAGAGAUGUAGAUUUGAGUAUUGUCAGCAUAAAUAUAGUAAUCAAUAUUGUUGUUAAUCAAAUCUGGCCUAACGGAAGCAUGAUUAGAUUUAUUAGAAGGGGGCUGUGUAUUGAUCCUUGUGGCACUCCACAGGUCAUGUUUGGAAGGAAAAUUGCUAAUGGCCAAUUUUUCAAAUUCUGAAAUAUAAAUUCAAAUAGAAUUAAAUGGAAAAUUCAAUAGAAAUUCAAAUCUGAGGCGCACUGCAGUAUGGACUAAUACUGCACAUCACCCACAAGCACAGCAGUUUGUCACUGAUUUUAGUUUUUCAUGCCUGACUUGCUCUCUUGCCAAAAGUGUUAGCUUAAAUCGCCCAGGGUUAGUUAAUAACAGAGGGUUUAAUAACAAACUGCCUCAUUUUCCAAGUUCAGUUUGCUUCAACAACAACUCACAUUUCCUUCAUAGCUAUAAACAAACACAGAGUUUCUAGUUAUUCUUGAAAACAAAACCAACAGGCUUAUUAGAUUUCCCCUGUACAGGCCGCACAGCAUUUCACUUCUUGUGUUCACUGCUUUUUUGGUCUCACUUCUAAAUACCACAGCUUUUUGUGGGGAUUUUGUGGACAAACAGGAAGACUUCCUGAUGCAGUUUCAAUGAAAAGGUUUUCAUGGCUGAAAGUGAAAUAACAGCACAUACACACUUCUGCAUACCUAAUAAUAACUUAUGUACUAACAGAGAUAACCGCAUGGGGCUUUUGGUUUUUUAGUGCAUGUCUAUGACCAUUAUGUUGCUGUCACAGAAGUGGGCCUCACAGACUUUAGUGAAAUGAUAUGGUGUCUUUAGCACUGCUCAGAUGGCACUAGUGUUAUUGUUAGUAGGUCAGUACAGACAGUGCUAUUUCAGUCAUACAGAAAAGGUUUACAAACUCAAAACCUUUAUUGACUCAAACACUGAUGAAAUCUUUGGCAAAAACUCCACUUUGAGCUGUUGCUCGAUAGAAAAAAAACAAAGGGGCCAAAAAUAAAGUGACCCUCACUCAGACUGUAGAAAUACAAUAUUUCAGCACUGAACUGAAGCCUUGGUGCUGGGAAGGAUGUUGGAUUCAAAUCAGCAGCAGUAACUGGAGUAACUAAGCUGAUACACAGUUUCACUUCCCUCAUUGUGGUCUGUCAUUGACUGAACUGGAAAAGCAGCAUUUAAAGUUAUAAUCCUUACAAUUUUUAUGAAAUCAAACAACAUUUUUUAUACUAUUUAUGGUUGGCAUUUUUUCUGCAAUAGCCAUUCAAUGUAUUUACAUACAGUAAUUAUCUCUAUAUAGUGUUUUAAUUGAUAGUGAGUGUGCCAUUCCUGCACUGGAUUCAGAUUUAAGCCAAUUUAAGCACAAGGGAUUCAUAGGAAAUGAUGCAUGUACUGUAUGUAAUCCAGCACAGUUUUAUCUGAUAGCCUCACUGUUUACUGUUCACUCUCCUACAGCCGUAUCAGAGCUGUAUUAAGUUUCUGCUAAUGCAAAACGAACAUUUCCUACUGCUGCUGCUUCACAUCAAAAGCAUUUGACUGGCAAAACACUGGGUGGCUUUUAUUGUGUGACCAAGGUCUUUAUUAAAACAACGCGAGUUUGUUUGGCUGCACUGUAAACAGAUACACCAUCUGCUCUUCUGUUGUAUUUCUGCUGAGUAGCUGCUCAGCAAGUGUUUGCUCUAGUAUUAAAUCCACAGCAACCAUGGGUGUCACCAAAGCAACCGGGACUGAAAUCUUAAGGAUUAUGUACUCCAAACUAAAUUACAAAAUACAUUUUUUGUUAGUGCCUUCCAAAAUGGCCACAAAAAGAUUAACCUUAGUGCAUUUUCUGAUCUGCCACCUCUGUUUAAGGUUUGGUUAGAUUCAUGCUCAAAACAGUUUGGUAACAAUCACGGUAAUUGUUUAAAGUGACUAAAAGUGAUUGUCAGUAGGAAAAAGGAAACAAACCAUAGUCUUUUGCGUCAAAGUCGCACGCUUCAUUGACCCACCCAUUAUGGCUCUUCAACAGCCUCACCCUAUUUCAUCAUUGUUCAUGACAGAGUUAUAAUUCACAUGGCCAGUGGAGAUAGAGUCACUUAAUUGUAAAUAGUUUGUUAGUAGGCAUUUGAGCAAACGACAUUUGCUCAAUACAUUGCUACAUACUGGAGUUGAGUGAUAAAACAUAUUUUUGUGAUUUGACCCAUUAUGAGAUUUUUCUUUCCAUGAUGUCACCUUUCUACAUGACAAAGUCAAAAUGUCCUGUCUGAUGGGAUUGUCACAUUACCUUUGUACAGAACAAUCUGAGUUUUUGCUAAUUUCACAGAAUUUUGUGUGACAUUUGAAAUAUUAAAAAAAAACUUAAUUCGAGGUGCACUUACUAGCUUUUCCUUGCGCUUUCAACCUCAUGUCAUCGUCUUCUUCAGCGGAUGGGAUUUGCUUAAUUUGUCAUGGGUUAUGAUUUUGGCCAAACUUCUAUUUUCAAGGUUAAGAAUUAAUUUUCAUGCUCAAUUUUGUGAGACGGUAUUGGUAGGAUUAAUUGAAAGUGUCGUGUAAUGUUUGUCCCUCUGUACUAAUACAGUACCUGCCUCUCCUUGUGACAGCUCUUUAUUUUCAUUGACUGUCCAGCUAUUAAUUUUAAUUUCAUGUUUGUUUCUUUGUGUGCAAUACAUGCUCAUACGCACCUUUUUCACUGUCUUAAACUCAUGACAAAUAUAUUGUGAUCUGUACCUCAGGUUUAGAGUUGGUCUUGACUUCCAGUUUAGUCUCAUGUUCUCUCUGUGUGGUAGCACAGCUUGUUUCAGUGUGGGUAAUUUGAAUUGUCUUAAGCACUUCUGAAUUGACUAAUAACUAUAGUAUGAGGCACAGAUCUAUAAACCAUGAGAAUAUUGUGUAGUGCUCCAGCUACAUUUUUUUCAAAGUCACCAUGUGUAAAUAUCUACUGUAUGUUUGUCUGUAAUGAUGUAUUUUAACUGUCGAGUCUGUAAAGCAGUGUAGAUGUAAGUGAUGGUGAUACACAUGAGAAUAUGCACAAUGACUGUAAAUAAUGAUGACAUUCAACUUUGCAUAUAAAAGCUGUGUUUCAUGUGGUACAGUAUGCAAAAUAUAUUUCUAUAUGCUGUUAUAUCUGAUAUCAGAGAUUAUUUGAAAUGCAAGAAUGAAAAUGAAACUAAAUGUUUUUCCCAAA
Molecule: messenger RNA, 11166 nt
Organism: Siniperca chuatsi (mandarin fish)
Lineage: Eukaryota; Metazoa; Chordata; Actinopteri; Centrarchiformes; Sinipercidae
Gene: gabbr1b
Product: gamma-aminobutyric acid (GABA) B receptor, 1b
Exons: 21
Coding region: 1912-4506 (864 amino acids)
Biological process (GO): G protein-coupled receptor signaling pathway; gamma-aminobutyric acid signaling pathway
Cellular component (GO): G protein-coupled receptor heterodimeric complex; membrane
Molecular function (GO): G protein-coupled GABA receptor activity
Source: RefSeq, a predicted model, not a curated record